Messenger RNA from Rhodotorula toruloides NP11, 1719 nucleotides. RefSeq lists its product as uncharacterized. The transcript is spliced from 8 exons. The record is from RefSeq and is a predicted model, not a curated record. The coding region runs from base 1 to 1719 and encodes 572 amino acids. NCBI's taxonomy places the organism in Eukaryota, Fungi, Basidiomycota, Microbotryomycetes, Sporidiobolales, Sporidiobolaceae.
AUGGGCCAGUACCGCAGCCCUCCCACGUCUCCCUGCAGUCACCGUCCAAGCCUAUCCACCAUCAACGAGGAGCCGUUCGGUCCGCUAGUCACUCCGCCUGACCGCUCUUCGUCGUUCGAAUCCACCUCGUCCGACGGCUGCGGCGACUACGCCACCGUCCCUCUCCUUCUUUCUUACGACGAGAAGAGCGGCUUGCCAUACUCUUCGUUUCGACACCGCCGACGAAAGGAGCGGCUUUACAAGGAGGACGGGAGCGACGGGCCUUCAGCGGCAUGGCGGAUCGUCAAAGCACUCGCUUUCCUCGCCCUUUCAGCCUGCAUCUCGUCCUUCUUCUUCCUCGGCACGCUGUACAUCCCAUUCCUAGCCGGCGAGACGUCGAGCGAGUUCCAGUCGGCGGACGACUGGAUCUACGCCCCUCUUCUUGUGCGCGAGUCGACAAACGCCUCGGUUCUCGACCGGCCAAAAGGUUACAACCCGCUCGCGCCGAGUGAGAAACUUGAGUACGACUUCAACCUUCACAUCGAGUUCGUUCGCUCGACCAUCUCGACCGGCGAGACGUCGUCCAUCAUCUUCCACUGCCGGCACAACGACAUCUCGCUCUGCCCUUCCUUUUACCGCGUCCUCCUCGCCGGCCCGACGAUUCACUCUCCUCCGCACGCUAAGACGACGGUACUCGAUGACCGACGGGUGCAAGUCGAGAUGGGCGCCGUCCGGGACCCGGGAUGGUACCAGCUCUACACAUGGCCAGAGUACGAGCGUUGCGAGCGGUUCGAGAAGGAGGACGCGGAGAAGCCCUACCACAAGCUCGCCGUCAGCAGCACACCCAUGACGAUUCAAGUUACCGGUCCCGCACCAGUAGACGACUACCGAGUUUGCCUGCCUCGAGACGACUUGACCCGUGGUCGCUGGAUCUCGAAGGCCUUCGUCGACGCCGACCACCACUCGCCGAGCUCGCCCUUCUACAGCUGGAUCGAAAGUCACUCUCGCCCCUCGAGCGACUCGACCUACUCCACCGCCGAGUACAUCUGGGCGCCCUACGACUGCAAGCCGCAGCACCGCGAGAUGAACGACUGGCUUGAAGCUGUCAAGCCGGAGACGCUUCUCGUCGUUGGCGACGAGAAGGCUCGCAACUUGUUCUGCGCGACGUUCGGUGCCGGCGAGAAGGAGUGCUCUCUUGAAGCGGUCAGCGAGCCUCCAUCCGACAUCACAUUUGCUCGCACGCGCUCGGAUGGCUCUUUCUCCACCAUUAACUUCCACUUCAACCCGCUCGGCGACGCAGCCCGCCUCAGCAACUACAUCUCCUCCGCCCUCCUCUCGCCCGCCUCGCACAUCCUCUUCAUCGCACCGACCGCACCUCUGGGCGACAACACGGAUCCGUCGAUGUACGCUAUCAAGAUGCGGAAAGCGCUCGACGUCUUUGCGGAUCUAGCGAAGGAGGCGAAGAUCGCGGUCGCGACGAGCUUCGGGGUCGUGCAGAGCCAGGACUGCUCUGACAAGGCUGAGACGCAUCGCAAGACGCUCGAGCCAGGGAACGCAGCAUUGCUAGAACUCGUCCGCGGCUACCCCAACGUCGAGCCUCUCGACGUUUACUCGCUCCAGAAUGACCGCCCGGACGCCGUUCGCUCGCCAGCAGGUCACGCCGCGCGACCCGAAGAAGGCGUCCUCGAACACACGCUCGUCGACAUCGUCAUGGAGAGCUGGCGGCAACUAGCAACGUGA